AUGGAAAUCGCAGAAAUGCUCGAGCGUAGAAGGAUUAACAUCUGCUGCCUUCAGGAAACCCGAUGGAAAUCGAAUGAUGUCUGUCAUGUCAACUCAGACAAAGAAAAAUAUAAACUAUUCUGGAAUGGUCAAAAAACGGCCAAAAAUGGUGUUGGAAUUUUUGUCAGAGAACUGCUAGCCCAAGAAGUACUGGAUAUUAAAAGGAUUAAUUCACGUCUCAUGUGGAUCAAGCUUCGCAAAGAAAAGCAAACAAUGAUAAUUUUUUUUGCAUACGCACCACAGACAGGCGAAUCAGAAGAGAUGAAAAAUGACUUCUGA
Helobdella robusta is the source of this 318-nucleotide messenger RNA. RefSeq lists its product as hypothetical. Bases 1 to 318 code for a protein of 105 amino acids. The transcript has a single exon. The record is from RefSeq and is a predicted model, not a curated record. NCBI's taxonomy places the organism in Eukaryota, Metazoa, Annelida, Clitellata, Rhynchobdellida, Glossiphoniidae.